AUGACUGUCUUUAUGAUGUCUGAUAUUAAUGAUAAUUGUAAAUAUGAAGAAUAUUCAAAAGAUUCUAAUAUUGCAAAUGAGUGUUUGGAUAAGACUAAAAAUUCAAACAAUGUCUCAAAGGAUACUUUUAUUCAAAAUCAUUUUAAUAUUUCUGAUAACUCACCAACUAAAAAUUUGACAUUCCAGUCUAACUAUAAAAAUUUCUUAGAUUAUUCUAAUAAUGAUGAAGGAUCAGAAAAUGAAGAUGAUUUUGAAGAAUUUCAAUUUGCUACUUUUGAUAAUUCAAUAAUAAUUAAAAAUGAUAAUGAUUUGGAUAAUAAGCAAAAAAAUCCUGGAAGUAUUAUAUCAAAUGUAUUAUAUGAAUCGAAUAUUUGUUUUGCUGGGGUUGAAUCUAAUAAUUCAAAAUUAGAAUCUUAUAAAAAUGAAGAUGCUAAUCCUUGUGCUGUGAUAUCACAGGAUUAUUUGGAAGAUAAUUUUGAUAUUGAUAAAAUAAUUCAAGCAACAUUUCCUAAACAACUUUUCAACAAAACUGAUAGUAUAUGUCCUUCUAAUGAUUUGGUACUGGAAGACUUACUUAACGACAUAAAUAUCAAUCUCCCGUCUUCUAUUAAAGAUUCACUACACUUGAGUCAACGCAUCAAUAAAAUCAUAAAUUCAAACGCCCUAACCGAUAAAUCUAAUUGUUCAGAACCGAAUUCCUUAUACCUGGAUUUUACUCGACCGUGGUCACAGUGGACAAUUGCAAAAUGUCUCUUCAAGUCAUUGCAACUCGAAAAAAUUGAUUUACCAAAUCGUAAGGAUCAAGUGCAAUCAAUCGAACCUCUCUCGCAAUCAAAUCCCAUAUUCAAGAAUAAUUACAAACCAAAAAAUGUUGACAGUAACAACGUUUCUCAUUCCCAUUCUCAAAAUAAUGUCGGAACGCGUUUUAAUGAAAUUGAUGCGAAAGCGAAAAAUUCUACCAUCGUGUCUAAUUUCAUCAAAGCCUUGCCAGAUCUUUCCUUCAUAAGAUCUAUGGAACCAUUUACAAAAAAUUCUAAAGCAACGUGAUUACCUCGUCAAUUUUUUUUAAAAACGUUACAUAGUCAUCCUCCAGGGCAUUUAUUUAGUGAUAUGCAUUGAAAGAAAAAAAAAUAUCCUAAUUGACUCCAUUAAAUAUAAAAUUAAAAGUAUAUUAGACACUUUAUAUAUAUAUAUAUAAUUGUAUUCGAUAAAGAAAAAUAAUUUUUUUUAAAAUUACGAUAUAAUAUAUAAUUAU
Molecule: messenger RNA, 1255 nt
Organism: Gordionus sp. m RMFG-2023
Lineage: Eukaryota; Metazoa; Nematomorpha; Gordioida; Chordodea; Parachordodidae
Exons: 6
Coding region: 1-1047 (348 amino acids)
Source: RefSeq, a predicted model, not a curated record